Messenger RNA from Alternaria hordeiaustralica, 2268 nucleotides. RefSeq lists its product as uncharacterized. Gene Ontology annotation, biological process: maturation of LSU-rRNA; rRNA base methylation. The coding region runs from base 1 to 2268 and encodes 755 amino acids. The transcript has 3 exons. NCBI's taxonomy places the organism in Eukaryota, Fungi, Ascomycota, Dothideomycetes, Pleosporales, Pleosporaceae. Gene Ontology annotation, molecular function: rRNA (cytosine-C5-)-methyltransferase activity; RNA binding. Gene Ontology annotation, cellular component: nucleolus. The record is from RefSeq and is a predicted model, not a curated record.
AUGGGUCAAGGUCGCCGUAUGAAGAAGCAGGGCAUGCCCGAUGUCCUCGACGAAUCGCUAGUUACGAGGAAGCGAAAAGAUGCGCCCGACGCCGUGAACCCGGAGCGCAAGAAGAGGAGCAGGACAGCUGCAAGGGAAGCUAAAGAGGCCAAGGCCAAGUUGGUACCCAAGACGAGGGUAGCUGGAAAGCCCGUCAAGCCUGUGAAGCAGCCUCUGAAGACGGCUGCAGCUGUCGUGAACGGAGCGAAAGCAAAGGCAAAGAAGGCGGCGCCUCUACCACCUUCGGACGAUGAGGAUGACAUGUCAGACAUUGAGGAUUCCGAUAUGGAGAACAUCAACGUUACCGGACUUGAUGCGCUCGGUAGCGCAUCCGAAGGCGAAGACGACGAAGACAUGGACGAUGACGACUUUGGCUCCGACGUUGUGGAUUCGGAUGACGAUAUCAGGCGAGGCGCGGCCAUGUGGUCAGACGAUGAUGACGAGGAGGACGCCGAAGAGAAGCUCACAGCCGCCAACAUUGCUGGUCUGUCUACGCGAUUGGACAUGCAGAAGGCGAUUGAGGAUGCGGAGGCGCAAGCCGAGUUGGAGGAGAGCAACAUGCAAACCAACAUCGUCGCAGAGAGGCCCAAGAUUCUGGAGGACGAGGACGAGGAUGGCAGGCCGAUCACAAAUCUCGUCAACCAGGACAUCCAGCUGUUGCGCACACGACUUACCGACACUAUCCGUGUACUGGACGAUUUCAAGAACCUGGCUGAGGAGGGGCGAAGCAGGGCGGAAUACAGAGCGUCGCUUUUGAAGGACAUCUGUGCUUACUACGGCUACUCCGAAUUCCUAGCUGACAAGCUGCUCAACCUCUUCCCACCUCGCGAAGCGCAAGCCUUCUUCGAAGCCAACGAAACCCCCAGACCAGUCGUUAUCCGAACAAACACCCUCCGAACACACCGAAGAGAACUUGCGCAAAGCUUGAUCAACCGCGGUGUACAACUUGAGCCCGUUGGAAAGUGGUCUAAAGUUGGUCUGCAGAUUUUCGAUGCGCAAGUGCCGCUCGGAGCCACACCUGAAUACCUCGCUGGACACUACAUUCUCCAGGCCGCUUCCUCGUUCCUGCCCGUUAUGGCACUGGCACCUCAAGAAAACGAGCGCGUGCUAGAUAUGGCUGCUGCUCCUGGUGGAAAAACAACACAUUUGGCGGCUUUGAUGAAGAACACUGGAUGCAUCUUUGCCAACGAUGCCAACAAGGAUCGUGCCAAGGGUCUGAUAGGAAACAUCCACCGUCUAGGCGCGAGAAACGUUAUCGUCUCCCACUACUCGGCUCUUGAGUUCCCUAGGGUCAUGGGUGGUUUCGACCGUGUACUUCUUGACGCUCCUUGCUCUGGUACAGGUGUCAUCGCCAAGGAUGCCAGUGUCAAGACCAACAAGACCGAAGCCGACUUCAUGAAGCUACCCCAUCUCCAGAAGCAGCUGUUGCUCGCCGCUAUCGACUCUGUCAACCACCACUCGAAAACUGGAGGAUACAUCGUCUACAGUACCUGUUCAGUAACUCUUGAAGAGAACGAGCAAGUCGUUCAGUACGCAUUGAACAAGCGACCGAACGUCAAGCUCGUAGAGACCGGCCUCACCUUCGGUAAGGAAGGAUUCACCAACAUCGGCGGCAAGGCCUUCCACCCCUCGAUGAAGAUGACAAGGAGAUACUACCCCCACACAUACAACGUCGACGGUUUCUUCGUCGCCAAGUUCAAGAAGAUCGCGCCUACCCCGCCCAACGCCGUCGGCGUCAACGAAUCCUCAGUUGCAAAGGCCAAGAAUACCGCCAACCCCAACGCCCCAGCCACCGGACUCGAGAUCGUCGAUCGUCGGCCCAUCGAAGCGGACAGCGACGAUGAAUCAGACUUUGGUGGCUUCGACGAGGAUGAGGACGAGAAGUACAUGGAGAAGGCUAAGGUUAAGACAAUGCGCAGGAAGGGUAAGGACCCUAGGGCUGUUGUGCCAAAGGGCGAGAAGGCUGCAAAUGGCACUGCUAAGGAAGCAACAAAGGAGACCGCUAAGGAGUCGCCCAAGAAGCCCGCUAAGGAGGCGACCAAGGAGUCGCCCAAGGAGAUCGCAAAGGUCAAGAACGGCGACGUUAGCGCAAAGGAGAAGGCAGGCAGGAAAGAGAAGAAGGGCGGUGGUAUCGAAGUCGCGUCUACACCCAACGGCGUCAGCGCGAAGGAGACCAAGGUUGAGUCUAAGAAGGCGCGGAGAAAGAGUGGUGAUAAGAACAAGGCAUAG